AUGGUCCAGCAUAUGUCACAGGGCGUCCCUGUCCCAACUUAUACAGGAGUUGGUGACAUCGAGAGCUUUAUGGAGCGAUUGGAAUGUUAUUGCGAUUUGAUAAAGACUCCAGAGGAAAGCAAGAUUGCGCUUCUACUUUGCGGAUUAACUGCGGGGCAGUAUGAAACAUUGAGGGAUCUAGUGUCGCCCGAAGUACCUAAAACGGUGGAAUUCAAAGUCCUCAAGGAAAAGUUAGUGGAUCAUUAUGGUUCCGUGCGGAAUACGCGAUUUGAGAGGACGAAAUUCCGUGUAGUAAAGAGGGAAGAAAACAAAAGUGUGGCGGUUUUUGAGGUAAGAUUGCGGAAUGCAAUCCGACAUUGCGGAUUUACCGGCGAGACUUUAAACGAGAACCUCGUUGAACAGUUUAUAUCUGGUAUAAACUACAGUGGCAUAGAGCGGAAACUUUUGCAGAAGGGGAACGACCUAACUUUGGCCCAGGCGAUUCAGUUGGCAAACACGUUUUUGCUGUUUGAAGAUUCAGCACGUGGAGGAAAAGUCGACACACCCCCAGUCGAACAGCAAAGUGGAAUUUCCAACGUAAAGUCCGAAGUAGAGUGCUAUCGCUGUGGAAGAAAAGGGCACCGGUCCAGCGACAAGGUCUGUAAAGCAUUGGGAAAGAAAUGCAACAACUGUGGAGUCGUAGGACAUUUUGCAAAGUCGAAAUUUUUCAAAGGAGAAAUUCGAAAUCUCAUGCUGUGCGUGGACGAGGACAUGGCCGUGCGCGACGAAGCGGUGGAAUUCAAUACCAGAUAA
Messenger RNA from Nematostella vectensis (starlet sea anemone), 792 nucleotides. RefSeq lists its product as uncharacterized. The transcript has a single exon. The coding region runs from base 1 to 792 and encodes 263 amino acids. Gene Ontology annotation, molecular function: nucleic acid binding; zinc ion binding. Lineage: Eukaryota; Metazoa; Cnidaria; Anthozoa; Actiniaria; Edwardsiidae. The record is from RefSeq and is a predicted model, not a curated record.